Molecule: messenger RNA, 183 nt
Organism: Sparassis crispa
Lineage: Eukaryota; Fungi; Basidiomycota; Agaricomycetes; Polyporales; Sparassidaceae
Exons: 2
Coding region: 1-183 (60 amino acids)
Source: RefSeq, a predicted model, not a curated record
AUGCGAGAGGCGGAGCUCAAGAACUUUGACGACAACAAGGAAAACAUCGAUCCUGACGAUUUGAACAGGGCUAAGAUUGGCCGUAUGAGUUCCGACGGACAGUUCUUGUCAGAUCCGUGGAGCAGCUUUAGAGCUGAUGAUGAGCCAUUUGGCUACAAAGUGCUGGAUUGCGAGGUGUGGUGA